Messenger RNA from Anneissia japonica, 1566 nucleotides. RefSeq lists its product as uncharacterized. The transcript is spliced from 2 exons. NCBI's taxonomy places the organism in Eukaryota, Metazoa, Echinodermata, Crinoidea, Comatulida, Comatulidae. The record is from RefSeq and is a predicted model, not a curated record. The coding region runs from base 140 to 673 and encodes 177 amino acids.
CUGGCUGCAUCUAACUAUUUUGUUGUAUUUAGCAUAAGCAAUCAAAUUCAGUGCCUCUUAGAAGACUCUUCUGUAAGGUCAAAACUAAGAAAAAGAGAAUUCUGAAUUCCAUAAUGCAAAAUGCUACAAGAAUUUGCAAAUGGGAAAUCAUGACAUAAGCAUCACAUGGGGUUCUGAUGGGGCAGCAAUAUUUAAAUCUUCCAGCUACUCCAUAUGGCCAUUGACAAUGAUGGUUAAUGAAUUACCUUACCCGCUGAGAAGAAAGCAUGUUCUUAUGGGUGGUUUGUGGUUUGGGAAUGGAAAACCACACUUUCCUACAUUCUUAAAACCCGUCAUAGAGGAAUUAAAUGUUCUGAGCUCUGUUGGUUUGAACUUAGAAGAUGAAGAUGGAAAUAUUAUAACACGAAAAGUUUUCCCAGGUGCAUUAACAUGCGAAAGCGUAGCAAGAUGUCAGCUACAAGAACUAACGCAAUAUAAUGGUAGACAUGGCUGUUCAUGGUGCUACCAUUCAGGUGAACAGGUAGCCAAAGGGAAUGGGCAUACAAAUGUCUACCCAUCACUACAAGAUGAACUACCACAGAAAAGAGAUCAUCAGUCAUAUAUAUGUGAUGCUCAGAGAGCUCUUGAUACAAAUUCUUCUGUUAAUGGUGUGAAAAAUGGUGUGAGCACUUAGUAAUAGAAAAUAUUGGAAAGCCCAUGAAUGGAGAGCUUGGCUUUUGCAUUAUUCACCAGUUGCUUUAAAAGGACAGCUACUGUACCGUCAAAUUAUUAUAACCAUUGGAUGAAACUUGUAACUGCUAUGUUUAUAUUACUUGAUGAGAAUGCUGGUGAAAAUAUGAUUAAUUUAGCAGAGUUACUCCUUAUGAAAUUUGUGCUUGAUUGCGAGAAACUAUAUGGCAAGGAGUACAUAACAUAUAAUAUGCACUUACUGACACAUCUUGUAGAUUCUGUCAGGGAUUGGGGACUACUUUGGUCAAUCUCAUGUUUUUCAUUUGAAAGCAUGAAUCAUAAACUAGGCAAAAUGGUGACUGAGACACAGUAUGUUCAAAAACAAAUUGCUUAUAAGUUUCUGUUAUGUAGAACUUUGCCUCAUGUUUCUUUCAAUUGUUUUGAUGGAAUGUUUGAAAUAAAAAUGCACAAAAUGAGAAACUGCAUCGAUUGUUAUGUUUGCUUAAAAGAUAAAACAAUAGCUUUAGUAAAAAAAAUAUUUUUAUUGUGCUUGUCUUGCAAUCAAAUAAAUUUGUGUGGCUGUGAAAAGAAGUGCUUUUUGUAUACAUCAAUUUUAAGCACUGAAAAAAUUACUCCUUCCAUAGAAGUGCUAAGUAAAAAAGUAAAUCAUGAAGGACUUUUAAGGGUUAAGGGUCAUCUCCGUUACAGAUAGUGUUCUGUAAAUGAAUUUUAUAAGAAAUGUACAGUUAUUGUGUCUGCUCCUGAGACAAUUGUGUCUGUUUUGCCAAAUAAUUAUGAAUUUGAUCAAUGUCUUAAUGUUUGGUUUUAACCAUUGUUGACAAUAUUAUGUCAUUGAUUUGAUUUUUCUUUAAUAAACUAGUAAUAUUUAUUAUGAUA